AUGCUCGCUGUGGCUUUGAGCCUGGGGGUCCUGCUGGCCCUGGCAGAUGGUUUGGUGGCCCAGAGCUGUGUGUCAGCACAGUGCCUGGCCUCUCUCUCCUCCCAUCCAGGAGACUUGGUCCCCAAAAUGGUGCAACAGCUGGAGGAUUCUGUCAAUACGGAUGAGCUGCCCAACCCCAGUGUCCUGCUGGCCCUCAACCUGGCUGGGGCCACCGACAGUGAGGCUCACAAGUGGCUGCUCCAUGAGAUAGAGAGUGAUGCUGUGCAGAGAGCCCAGAAAGACAUGAGCUCAGGGCAGGUGGCUCUGUAUGUGCUUGCCCUCCUCUCCUCCUGCAAGGACCCCCAGCAAGUCCAGGCUCUGGAUCAGACCCUCGACCUGGUCCAAGUCCUGCAGAAGAAAACAGAUGAGGAAAUAGCCAAGAUGGACGUGGAUGGUGUCCCCAUCACCACCCUGUUCAGUGUCAGCCUGGAUGUGCUGGGGCUGUGCCUGGCCGGGGCAGCAGGUCACCAGGAGGCAGCUGUGGUGCUGGCCAAGGAGCUGCUGCGAUCCGACAGCAUCUCUGUGGACAGCCGUGCCGUGGCGGCUCUGGCGCUGAACUGCACCUAUGAGGGCUCAGACGUGGCUGAGGUGAGGGAGCUGCUGUGGGAAGUGCUGCUGGGGGUCACCACUGGCUUCCUGGACGAGCAGGACGAGGGCAACGGCCUCAUUGGGAACAUCUACAGCAUGGGGCUGGCGCUGCAGGCUCUGGAGGCCACCAGGGUGGUGUAUGCCCCACGGCACUGGGACUCUGCCCAGGCUUUCUCUGUGGUGUGCCAGCAUCACUUCCAGCUGCCCACGGCCACUGCCCAGCUCCUGCCCGCCCUCCUCGGCAAAACCUACCUCCAUGCAGCCCACAUGGACUGUGCUGCCAGACAGAAUCCCUGUCCCCAGAGCAGUCUCUGGCCCCAGAAGCAGUCAUCCUUGUCCCUAAAGCUGGGUACAACCAGGGUUCACAGAGCCUCGGUGUCCGACAUCAAGGUGCAGUAUUCCAUCAAAAACCAGCUGCAGGGGUCCUCCUUCAGCUACAGCAUCUGGGUGAGCGUCCCGCGGGGCUCCGCGCUGCUCAGCGUGCUGCGGGCGGCGGCGGCGCAGGAACCCGACAUCUACAGCUUCCAGACGGAGCAGACGUCCUGGGGUCCCAUGGUGACAUCCAUCCACGGGCUGGCGGCCAGCACCAACGACAGGACGUACUGGCAGUUCCUGGGUGAUGGGGUUGCCCUCCAGGAAGGGGUCGGCAGCUACAAGCCGUCGGACGGGGAGCACGUCGAGGCUGUGUUCAGCACCUACUGA
Colius striatus (speckled mousebird) is the source of this 1329-nucleotide messenger RNA. It is a transcript of the gene CBLIF, whose product is annotated as cobalamin binding intrinsic factor. The coding region runs from base 1 to 1329 and encodes 442 amino acids. NCBI's taxonomy places the organism in Eukaryota, Metazoa, Chordata, Aves, Coliiformes, Coliidae. The record is from RefSeq and is a predicted model, not a curated record. The transcript is spliced from 11 exons. Gene Ontology annotation, molecular function: cobalamin binding. Gene Ontology annotation, biological process: cobalamin transport.